ACACUGCAAAAAAAGACUUCAAAGUGAACAAGGGGAGAAUAAGUUUAACACAAAGGAAGAGGAGGCUGUAGGAGAAAACUAGAGUAGAAAAAGUGUACUCAAGAUAGAGACUGGAAAUAGAAGAGGUUUAGGGUCAAGAGAACCCACCAAAGAAGUGGUCAAUAGACUUUCAAGAAGGGUGAAUCAAACCACAAGGUGGGCUGUGACUCAAGAGAGUGGGGAACAGAAGUGCAAAAGGAAUUCGUUUUUUUGAAAGAAGAGGAAGAAGCUUAAAGGGAUAGGAAAAGAGUGCUUCAUAUGAAACCGAGAUCGCAAUAGGCAAUGGUGACCACGUUCAACGGAGAAGCUCAACAUUAAAGUACUGAAGUUGUGUAAAACGUCAUGAGAAGAUUACAAGGGUCCAAAAGACGAGACUGAGAGAAUUAAAAAAGAAACAACAAAAAUAAAAAGAGAACAUCGAAGAUUACAGACAAGUGUACUUGGUUUUAAAGAUGGCUGGCAUAAAGAUAUCAAGUGGGGAGUACAUUGACUCAUCUUGGGAACUGAGGAUCUACUUUGAGGAUCUGGGUGAGGAAUCUGACCCUGUGACAUUACGAGUGACAGGGGACAUUCACAUUGGAGGAGUCAUGAUGCAGGCUGUGGAGAAAAUAGGAGUUUCCCAAGACUGGUCAGACCACGCUCUCUGGUGGAAGCAGAAAUGUCAGUGGCUGCUGAAGACAAACUGGACCCUUGAUAAAUAUGGCAUCCUGGCUGAUGCUCUCCUGUAUUUUAAGCGACAACACCGGCCAAUCAUCCUAUCCCUGCCCAGCCAGCGUUCUCUGCGCAUCCGCAUCUGCUUUUCCAGUACAACCUUCAGUGCCUGUGCUGAAGUCUGCAAGGUGCUGGGAAUCAGACACCCAGAAGAGCUUUCCCUCCUGAGAGCACCUGAUGAGAAGAAGAAGAAAAAGGCAAAAGAUGCUGUGACUCAGGAAAUCUUUGACCUUACUUCCCUACAGCCAAAUACUGGGUCUUCAUUUCAGUUCAUGCAUGGGGUCCCAGCACAUUUUACUGUUAGUCCUGAAGCGAUGGAGAAUUACAGAGCUCUGUCCAUCUGUCACACAGGACUGACACCAGAGGACAUACAGAAGAGAUAUAAACCUAUUUCUGUAACUGACAAAACACUGGUACAUGGCAGGUGGCUUGACUCCUCCAAGUCUCUGAUGCAGCAAGAAGUGCAAGAAGGAGACCGACUCUGGUUGCAAUAUAAAUAUUACACUUUCUAUGACUUGGACCCAAAGCUGGAUGCGGUUCGUAUUAAUCUACUGUAUGAGCAGGCGCGAUGGGCGGUGCUUCUGGAAGAGACAGAGUGCACAGAGGAGGAGAUGAUGGUGUUUGCAGCUCUCCAGUACCAUGUGAACAAGCUAUCGGUGACCUCAGACCCCAUGGAUAUGCCACAAGACCCUGCACUACAUGACCUGGAGGAGGCGCUGUCGCAUCUGGAGGUUAAACUGGAUGUGACCAUUCCCAGUGAGACGGAGACGCUGGAGGGUAUCCAAGAUGAACCGGAACUGCAGGAAUAUCUACGUGUGUUCAGACCUCGGAAAAUGACCCUGAAGGGAUAUAAACAGAACUGGGUAAUGCUAAAAUGUACCAACAUGUCGUUUUAUAAAACCAAAGAGGAGGUGAGAGGAGAACCACUACUCCUGCUCAGUCUGAAAGGUUGUGAAGUUAUUCCAGAUGUUAAUAUUUCCUCUCAGAAGUUUUGUAUACGGCUCCUUGUGCCAUCACCAGAAGGAAUGAAUGAAGUUUAUUUGCGUUUUGAUGAUGAGAAUAAAUAUGCCCGCUGGAUGGCUGGUUGUCGCUUAGCAGCUAAAGGGCGCGGCAUGGGUGAUUCUUCAUUUGAUAGUGAGGUGCAAAGUAUCCUGUCAUUCAUCAGCCUCCAGAAAUCCAGUACCAAUUCAUCCAACUCCACAGUCACAGAUACCAUCAACAUGCAUGCACUGGUGUCACCAAGGUACCAGAAAAAAUUAAAACCCAAACAGUUAGCCCCCCGUAUCCUGGAUGCGUAUCAGAACAUAGCACAACUGUCUCUCAUAGAUGCCAAGCUGCGUUUUAUUCAGGCCUGGCAAUCACUUCCCGAUUUUGGGAUUUCAUACUUCCUUGUCAGAUUUAAAGGAGCCCGUCGUGAUGAGAUUUUGGGCAUUGCCAGUAAUCGGUUAAUCCGAAUUGAUCUGAGUGUAGGUGAUGUGGUGAAGACAUGGAUGUACAGCAACAUGAAGCAGUGGAAUGUCAACUGGGACAUCCGACAGGUUUCCAUUGAGUUCACAGAACAUAUAAAUGUGGCCUUUACCUGUGUCUCUGCUCCUUGUAAAGUGGUCCACGAGUACAUAGGCGGCUAUAUCUUCAUGUCAACGCGGGGUAAGGAUGGAAGGUCAAAUCAACUCAACGAGGAGCUCUUCCACAAGUUGACUGGUGGCCACGAAGCUCUUUGAUCUUUUUAACUAUUAUUUUUUUCCAUCACUUGACCAUCAAGUUCACAUGGAUGGCUCAAAACCUUUACUACCAGGUUUAUUUAUACUCGUUAUCCUACACCUCAGGAAUUGUAUGAGUUCCUGUACCAUCUGCACUCUUCCACAAUGUUGGUGUCUUUUAAUUGCAUUACUGAUCCAUGAUAUUUUGUAAAACAGACUGAUUGCUUCAAACCAUCAGCAGGAAAGACAAUGAUAGUGGAGGAGUCUACACAAACCCCUCAAACCCUUCUAAUGUCACAUGCCAUUUAUAUUUUUAUUGCUUCACUUAUGUUAGUCAUUUUAGUUUGUAUGUAUGACUGUGAUUAAAAGUGUUAUUGAUAAUGGAAACUAAUCCUUAUGGCAAUCUAUUAAAGGGAUACUAAAGCCAAA
This is a messenger RNA of Bombina bombina (fire-bellied toad), 2879 nucleotides long. It is a transcript of the gene FERMT3, whose product is annotated as FERM domain containing kindlin 3. NCBI's taxonomy places the organism in Eukaryota, Metazoa, Chordata, Amphibia, Anura, Bombinatoridae. The record is from RefSeq and is a predicted model, not a curated record. The transcript has 15 exons. Gene Ontology annotation, biological process: cell-matrix adhesion; integrin-mediated signaling pathway; leukocyte cell-cell adhesion. Gene Ontology annotation, cellular component: cell-substrate junction. Gene Ontology annotation, molecular function: integrin binding. Bases 492 to 2471 code for a protein of 659 amino acids.